CCGUCGCCCCCGCCUCCGCUCCCGCCGCCUCCCGGGCUCUGUAGUAUGGCAUCGAGGAGAAUGGAGACCAAACCCGUCAUCACCUGCCUCAAGACCCUCCUCAUCAUCUACUCCUUCGUCUUCUGGAUCACUGGUGUUAUCCUCCUGGCCGUCGGCGUUUGGGGAAAACUCACAUUGGGUACCUACAUCUCUCUCAUCGCCGAGAACUCCACCAAUGCCCCUUAUGUGCUCAUUGGAACUGGCACCACGAUCGUGGUCUUCGGCCUGUUCGGCUGCUUUGCCACAUGCCGCGGCAGCCCCUGGAUGCUGAAACUAUAUGCUAUGUUCCUGUCCUUGGUGUUCCUGGCUGAGCUCGUGGCUGGCAUUUCAGGAUUUGUGUUUCGCCAUGAGAUCAAGGACACUUUCCUGAGGACAUACACCGAAGCCAUGCAGAACUACAACGGAAAUGAUGAGAGGAGCCGGGCGGUGGAUGACGUCCAACAGAGCCUGAGCUGCUGUGGCGUCCAGAACUACACCAACUGGAGCAGCAGCCCCUACUUCUUGGACCACGGAGUCCCCCCCAGCUGCUGUGUGAAUGCCAGUGACUGCAACCCCCAGGAUCUGCGCAAUAUGACCGUGGCUGCCACCAAAGUCAACCAGAAGGGCUGCUAUGAUCUGGUGACCAGUUUCAUGGAGACCAACAUGGGAAUCAUAGCUGGAGUGGCUUUUGGAAUUGCAUUCUCACAGUUGAUUGGUAUGCUGCUGGCGUGCUGUCUAUCCAGAUUUAUCACUGCCAAUCAAUAUGAGAUGGUUUAAUAAGUCUUUCAGGGAAGAAAAAAAAGAGAUCGUUGGAAAAACCGGGAACCGCGGCGAUCCUAGGAAGACUCAGAGAAUGUUAGAGAGCGCGCGUGCGCGCACACACCCCCACACACCCACAUACACCACCCCCACGUCCAUGAAUCGCCACACACACAUACAUGCCCCAUGCAUGUGUGCGCGUGGGCCCAGAUGUGCCGACACAGAGACACGGCUCCACUUUUCAAACCGUUCCCAUGCUUCGGAUCCCAUUCUGUGAAGUCUUGUCGUCCCACGGAAGUUGACCAGGUCAUUCAUUGGAGGCCGACUCCGGCCUCAAAAUGUCGGGGCGGAAGGGGAGACGGGGAGACCCCGAGUUUACGUGCUGGGGAGGUCACAUCGUAGAUAAUGAACAAAAGUAACCCGUUCGGGCCUGGUUCGGGUUUUGCAUGAAUGACUAAAAGGCAUCAUUAGCCUUUCACCACGGCCAAUCAAUGUUGCACACGUUCAUAAAAACAAAUAUAUAAAAUCUAAAUCUAUAUAGAGAUAUAUAUAUAUAAUAUACGUUCAUUCCUUUGGUUUAAUCUUCUCUUUUGUUUUAUGGCUUCACUAAGGUUUGUUUUUUGUUUUGUUGUUGGGUUUGUUUUUGUUCUUUAAUCCCUUUCUCAAACUGCCCUGGACCCAGAAAGAAAUGAGAUCAGAAAUCCUACAUGGAGCUACUUGAAAAAAAAAAAAUUAAAAUGUCAUGCCCAGAGGGAUUUUUGCCUUGAUGUUUAGAGUCACCUUUGAUUAUUACUCAAUGUCGUAUGCCUCGUGUGGUGUUUGAGACUUUGGUGCAUCUUUGACUCUGAAGCUGUGUGUAGUACCGUUAAUAAGCUGUGUUGUUGCUUGCUGUAAAGGCAAUUCAAUUGCUUCUUUUGUUUUAUUGUUAUUAUCAUUAUUAUUAUUAUUUUUAAAUAAGUGAAUUCUAAACUAAUCCUAACUGUGCCCGUCUCUUUUUCUUUUCUGUCACACAAUGAUAUUUCAUCAAGCACAUGGUCAACUCUAUUUAAAAAGAAGUGUAAGGAGGGGUAAGAGAAAAUCAAACCUUUUUAAAAAAAAAAAUAGGAAUUUUUUUAACAAUGCCUCUGUCUAGCAUGCCAAUAAGAAUGCAUUGAUAUUGUGAGCCUUUGUGAUAUACAUAUUAAUAAAUGGAACCAUUACAGAUUU
Messenger RNA from Tachyglossus aculeatus (Australian echidna), 1983 nucleotides. It is a transcript of the gene TSPAN7, whose product is annotated as tetraspanin 7. Bases 46 to 795 code for a protein of 249 amino acids. The transcript has 8 exons. Lineage: Eukaryota; Metazoa; Chordata; Mammalia; Monotremata; Tachyglossidae. Gene Ontology annotation, cellular component: membrane. The record is from RefSeq and is a predicted model, not a curated record.